GAAUUAUGAUCAGAAGUAGGAAGAGAAAGAGAGAUGAAAUAAGGAUAGUUUGUGGUUGUCCAUCAUCCAUCGAAUGAAGAUGGCGCUGCUCAAGGUACACGCACCCACACCCACACCCACAUCUGCCUCUGCUCAACUGCAAUGGCGCUGCAGUGUAAGUGUGGCACCCACCACUCUGGCGUUUCCCAAUUCCUACUCCAUUUCUGCGGAAAGAGGAAGAAGAGAAUGGAAUUGGAGGGUGAAAUGCAGCAGCAGCAGUGCGGAGAUUGAGAAAGGGGCUGCGAGUUUUGGGCCCGGGAGCCCAGUGAGAGCAACCAACAUUCUGGUGGUUGGAGCGACUGGAACCCUGGGAAGGCAGAUUGUGCGACGGGCACUCGACGAAGGCUACGACGUUAGGUGUCUGGUCAGGCCCAGGCCCGCUCCUGCCGACUUCCUUCGCGAUUGGGGAGCAACAGUUGUGAAUGCUGACCUCAGUAAACCAGAAACCAUUCCUGCUACCUUGGUCGGCAUACACACUGUCAUUGACUGCGCCACUGGCCGUCCCGAGGAGCCCAUCAAAACCGUUGACUGGGAAGGCAAAGUGGCUCUUAUACAAUGUGCCAAGGCAAUGGGAAUUCAGAAAUAUGUCUUCUACUCCAUCCAUAACUGUGACAAACAUCCCGAGGUUCCCCUCAUGGAGAUCAAGUUUUGCACUGAGAAGUUCCUCCGAGACUCUGGCCUCAAUCACGUCAUUAUCCGCUUAUGCGGUUUCAUGCAGGGCCUUAUCGGUCAGUAUGCAGUUCCCAUCCUAGAAGAAAAAUCUGUUUGGGGUACUGAUGCCCCCACCCGAAUUGCUUACAUGGAUACUCAGGAUAUAGCUCGCUUGACAUUUAUAGCCAUACGAAAUGAUAAAUUAAAUGGUAAACUUCUUACAUUUGCCGGUCCUCGUGCCUGGACAACCCAAGAGGUGAUAACCUUGUGCGAGAGGCUAGCAGGCCAAGAUGCUAAUGUCACUACAGUUCCAGUCUCCAUUUUAAGACUCACUCGCCAGUUGACUCGCUUUUUUGAGUGGACAAAUGAUGUUGCUGACAGACUCGCAUUUUCAGAGGUCCUUACCAGCGAUACUGUAUUUUCUGUUCCGAUGGCGGAGACAUACAGUCUUCUUGGGGUUGAUUCAAAAGACAUAGUUACACUCGAGAAGUAUUUGCAGGACUACUUCACUAACAUAUUAAAGAAAUUGAAGGAUCUCAAGGCCCAGUCAAAGCAGACAGAUAUUAUCUUCUGAAAGAUGUUUUGAAAUUAAAAACUUGUUAACGGAUGUAGAUAUCUAGAAAUCUCAUUAAGAUGCUCCCACGAUGUAUAUUGUUUUCUUUUAUAUAUAUAUAUAUAUAUAUAUAUAUAUAUAUAUAUAUAUAAUUUAUUUUCGGGUAUAGUUGAUGUGCCUAAGAAUGAUGAGGCUGUACCAACAAAUUUAAACAUAUUAUUUAUUUACUUGAGUGGGAGAAAAGUCUCCGAUUUGUGCAUCUGGGACAUAAGAGUAUUCUAUGAUAUUUUCAAUUUUUAAUGAA
Messenger RNA from Glycine soja, 1547 nucleotides. RefSeq lists its product as uncharacterized. The transcript has 6 exons. NCBI's taxonomy places the organism in Eukaryota, Viridiplantae, Streptophyta, Magnoliopsida, Fabales, Fabaceae. Bases 74 to 1264 code for a protein of 396 amino acids. The record is from RefSeq and is a predicted model, not a curated record.